Folsomia candida is the source of this 2460-nucleotide messenger RNA. RefSeq names its product beta,beta-carotene 15,15'-dioxygenase. NCBI's taxonomy places the organism in Eukaryota, Metazoa, Arthropoda, Collembola, Entomobryomorpha, Isotomidae. The record is from RefSeq and is a predicted model, not a curated record. The coding region runs from base 177 to 1793 and encodes 538 amino acids. Gene Ontology annotation, molecular function: carotenoid dioxygenase activity. The transcript has 4 exons. Gene Ontology annotation, biological process: carotene catabolic process.
AUUCGCUGGAAGUGAUCGAGUCGACACAAUUCUGAGUAAUCGAGACUUUUUCAUCAAGCCAUUAGAAUCGGAGUUGAUGAACUGUCUGGAUUCUUCGAUUUCAAGAAUUGGACUCAAUUUUAGCGUGUCUUGUAUAACAAAGAAAUUAAUUAAUUGGUUUGUAUAAGUGCCUGACAAUGCCGGGAAUAGACUCGAAAAACGUGCCACGCUAUCUGCAAAACACGGAACAAGUUGUGGACCCAGAAGUGGCAAAGUUUUCAGGAACUAUUCCCCAUUGGCUGAAAGGAAGUCUGUACGCUUCCAGUCCUGGCGUAUUCGACUUGGAGAACGGUUCAGUAAACAAUUGGUUUGAUGGUUACGCUAUUAUCUCGAAAUUCGAGUUUGACGGACGUAAAGUAUCCUUCAAAUCAAAAUACCUCCAGUCCAACGCCCACGCGAAGGCGGUGGAGGCGAAAAGGCCAGUCAUGCAGGAAUUUGGAACACCUCCUUGGUCAAAUAGUCGCAAACUAUUUGCUAAACUUAUCCCAUUUGGCCCCUACGACUGUACUGACAACGUAGUCGGCACAAUAUUCAAAUUGGGGUCAAACCUCUACACUGCCGGAGACACGUGCUACUACCACGAAAUUGACCCCACCACUCUCUCCACUCUGAGAACCCACCACACCAUGAAAACCUUCGGGAUGAACUCCAUCAGCUCCCAACCUCUCGAGGACGCCGCCGGGAACGUGUACCUCGUCGGAGGUGCCAUCCAACCCACGUUUCGCUACAGCGUGUUAAAAAUGCCUGCCAGCGCUGGGAAGGACAAACCGCUGGAGAAAAGAUUUUCCACAAUUGCGUCCUUCCCGUCUCGCUGGAUGUUCGGGGCUUGUCCAUGCAGGAACUUUGGGAUGACGGAGAAUUACAUUAUCAUGAUUGAAAUGCCGCUGGUGCUCAACUUAAUGAAAUUAGCGGCUACCUAUGUCAAAGGGUACUGUUCCACGGAUUGGCUCGACUGGAGACCAGAGGAUGGCGUCCGUUUCUACCUCAUUCAUAAGGGGAGUGGAAACGUGGUCAAAACGGAAGUAUUUUCGAAGUUGCCUUUCUUCACGCCGAGUGUAAUUAAUGCGUUUGAGGAGGGGAACGAGAUCGUCUUGGAUGUCAUCAGCAUGCCAAAUCUCGACUGUAACAACGCUACUUCACUCCACAAUCUCCGUAACCGUUCAGAUAGUCAAAUCCCCCCUGAAAACCGACCCUUAGACGCCGGAUCAAUCCACCGCUACAUAAUUCCUCUCCUAACCCGCCCCCUCACACAAUAUCCUGAAGGCGAGUCCUUAUUAAAAUCAUCUCCCUUCUCAUCCUACAAAACUGUCCAAGCCACCAGAACCGGAGAAAGGUUAAUUAUAACGCCAGAAAUCUUGUCGGAUCCCGGAUUAGGCAUGGAUUUGCAGGUAAUUAACCCCAAUUACCGGGGAAAACGGUACACCUUCGUUUACACGACGGCUGGCUACAUGAGCACGACUUUCUCCCCGUUUGCGAAUGGGAUUGCGAAACUGAAUCUGGAGACGAAGGUGGUCACACAGUGGAAAGUGAGGCCUGGUUGUGUGCCCUCGGAGCCUGUUUUCGUCCCUGCCCCUGAAACGAACGAGUCCACCGAGGAUGACGGAAUCCUCUUGACGAUCGUUAAGAUGGAGCGGGCCUAUGAGGAGGAUGAUUUCUUGGUUGUGGUGGAUGCCAAAAGCAUGACGGAGUUGGGGAGAGCGCACUUAAAUUCGCAAGUGGCUGGCUGGUACCAUGCAACCUUUUUUCAAGGAUAAGCAGCUUGAUGCGACAAGAGAUGUGGAGGAGGAGGAAUAAAAUAAAUCGUGGGAAAAGAAAUGUAACAAUAGAGUGAAACCAAGUGGAUUACGUUGUUUUCCAUUAACUAACGUCUAAAAUGUUCGAAAUUAAAGAUUUCGACACGGUCAUGGGGUCGUUGUGCGUCAAAAUGAUACCAAUUUCUGAAAUCCCCACUCCAAAUUAAGUCUAAAACAAAAAAAAAUCGACAUUUUUUCCGUGACCUUGUGACCUACACCCACCCAUCGAUUUAAAACCGUCAUGGGGUCAUUGUACGUCGAAAUGAUGGAGAUUUCUGAAAUCCCUGCAAAAACCUACGUCAAAACAUCGACAAUUUGACCUCACCACCGUGGCGCUGUGACCUUACGACCUGACCCUCAAGACCCAUCUUUUGAACAUGUCUGUACUUCAAAAAUUAGGAACACGUUUAGUGAAAAUUACAUGUCGAAAUUCGUAUCAGUUCUAAAAUUAUCGUGAAUACAGACAGACAAACGGACAAACAGACAGACAAGGCCAUCCAUGCGAUUUUUCAUCCAACACUUCAGGAGGAAUACGCUUCGCUCCUUUAGCCAAAGUUAAUAUCCAACACAAAGAAUGAGACAGGGCAAGAAUACAAAUGAAAUAAAUUUUUUUCGCCGUGUGAAUGAA